GAACAAAUUCAAAGCUGCAAACCCCUUAGAUUCAAUUUCCAUUGCUCCUUCUUUUGACCGUUACAAUCUUUGUCUUUAUCUUCACCUCUUUUUCUAUUUUCUACUUUCUUCGCGGGAGUAUUUGUUAUUUGGGGGCUUAUAUUAUUCUAAAAUCACUUACAUUUGAACAUAAACAAAGAGGAGGUCUGGAGUACACAAGAACAUAUAUACAUGCACCGAUUCGAAAGCAAAUUCCUACUGCAUCCAAGGACAGCGCGCAACAAUUGUUAAUAUGGCCGAACAAAUGGGUACCCCCAACUCCAGUGCUGACCUCUCAGUAAAUGGUGGCAAGAAUUCUGCACCAAAGGAUAAGAAUUGUCCAUUCUGUCAUCAAGCAUUUACUUCAUCCUCACUUGGCCGCCAUCUCGAUCUUUACAUCAAGGAGAAGAAUCCCAAAGCGGCAGACGGUAUACAUAGUGUAGAUGAGAUCAGGAAGCUUCGUGGAGGCAUUACAAGGCGGCAGCCACGUAAUUCAACUUCAAGAAGGGAAGAUUCGACACCUGCCGGGACACCUGGAGGAUCGGAAAGGGGGAAUUCUAAUAAUGAUUCCGAUAUGGUAGGGAGUGACUCUCCAAGCUUGAGAAGAGAUGAUGGAGCGGCUAUGAAUAUGAUGUGCAUGUCAAGGGGGGUGCCAGGUCAGGCUUUGGGUAAUCGUCGACCUAAUUUUGUUGUGAAUGGCGGCACAUGGGAGUCAACGGGCGUCAUGAAUCAUAUUCCUCAAGCACGGAAUGGCGAGCCCGCUCGAAGUUGGGAUGGAGAUGAAUCCAGAGAUGGGAGUAGGAGACCGGAUGGCAGAAAUAGAUCUGUCAGCAAACAAAUGCUAGCGAAAACGACGUUCGAGCAAAAACAAAAAAUGAUGGAAGCUCUGGAUAAUGCAAAGGCGGCAGAAUUGGCUUUAAGAGAACUUUUAGGGGGGGUUAGAGCGGCCAAACAACGAAUUGAAGGCCUCGAUAUUUUUGAUUACGAUCCUUUUAGUUUGGAUUUUCCUGCCCUCACCUUACAUUGUCUGCCACCGCCACCGACCCUUUACGCGUCUACUCCUAUUCCAAAUUCUACUUCAUGGUCUAUUCUUCCACCAGAUGAAUUACAAUAUCAAGCAUUACGGAAACAUUUUGCAUCAGAGUUUCACCGCUACCGUAUCUCAAUAACUGUAGCCUCGACAACUCCACAAGAUGAUCUAUCAUACCCUCCGCAGGAAAACUUCAAUGGUAUCGAGAGCCUUGCUGCACUUCACCAACAAGCGGAAGCAGAUGCUCAAAGCAUGGAGGCUAGGAUUUCUGAGCACUUACAUUCAAUGUUUGGGCAUUGGAAUUCGUUACCUCCAAAUAAAAGGACUGAACUUUGGACUCUUGAAUUAGCUCGUAAUAUUGGUCGAAAGUCUGAAGAAAUAUCCAAGCUGAAGAAGGAGAAGGAACUUUUACAACAGGAUACUGCGCACUCAAAAUUACAAGUUGAAGAGUUAAGUCGAUUACAACAACCUAGGGAAUUCAGGAUUCAACCACCUUCACCACUACCUAUUGAUUCACGUUUUAUGACUGAAUUGGGUAAACUUGGAACGACUCACAAAUAUGUUGGUCUUCAGCUCAUGGAUCGAAGUGUGCAUCUCGAUACGGCAGUGGAACGAGCAAUUGGUCGAUGGAAAGGUGUUGUCAAGCAAGCUCGAGCUGGAUCUGGACAGUCUGGAUCUGGCAUGGCGGCACAAAAGCCACUUGAGAAUAAUAUUAAUGAAGCGUUACCUUCAUCAAAUCCACCACAACUUAAUUCUUCCAUAACAAGCCAACCGUUGCAAGAGGAUGCGCAGGAUAUUGGAAGCGAUCAAGAUGCAGAUGGCGAUGCAGAUAUGGAGGAAGAUGAUACCUUCGUCGAUAUGACGGACGUUAAUGCAAGUGUUCAACGAGCUCCAGAAGCCCCAAUGUCUAAUACGACAAAUUUCCGAUUGGCAAAUGGGGGAAUUAAUAUGCAAGGUGUUAAUGCUGGUGGCAAUCCAAGAGGAAAUGUAAUGGAGGGUAUUGAGAAUCAAAACCACGUGCAGGGAUAUGUGAGGAUCGGGGCCUAAUGAAUAUGUUCAUGAGUAGGGCAAUGGGCGACAAGAGUCUUGAACUUGUCAGCUAUCUCGAUCCUCGAACUCAGUAAAUUCGAAAAAUAAUAUGAUACAGCGCUGCAGCACAGUCGUUAUACAGAAGCGCGCAAAUGGGGAGUUUUUAUCUCAAGCAUUUACAUGGAGUUUUUUUUUAUCGUCGUCGCUCGCUGCCGGCUAAGGGAAAAGUUUCUUACUAUAUCUCGAUGUUGAAAGAUAGUGGCUGUUUUAUUCGAUCUAGAAUCGAAAUUUGUCUCGACGACUUCUAGCUUUGAGGAAAGAAUAAAUACCUACAAAUGAACGGGAAAUAUUAUCGUCUGCAUGGAAAUUAAGUGAUAGAAAUGGGAGAAAUGGGAGAAAUGGGAGAACUUGAGAGGAAAACGGAGUGGGAGUUGUUACAAAGGGGGGGUGAUGGAUUGUUCUGGUUCAUCAUUCUGUGUAUAGUAUAUUCUUAAGUAAUUAUAAAUAUAAAUACCGAAUGGUUCUAUGGAA
Molecule: messenger RNA, 2608 nt
Organism: Botrytis cinerea B05.10
Lineage: Eukaryota; Fungi; Ascomycota; Leotiomycetes; Helotiales; Sclerotiniaceae
Exons: 2
Coding region: 272-2095 (607 amino acids)
Source: RefSeq, a predicted model, not a curated record